AUGGCUGCUGCUGGGAUUGACGGACAUGGGACGCCAAGUGCGCCUCUUGCCGGCUCAGGAGCGCCUGCCCAAGCGGCAGCGGAGGCACCGAGCGUGCCAGAGGGACUGUGUUGCAAGCUGUGCGCUCGCACCCUGCCAGCGUCUUCGCCGGGAAGAAUGCGAAAUAAGACGUGGACUUGCCGCCAUUGUUUGUCACUCGAGUUGCUGCUCUAUCGACAUCUGGGGUCGUCGGAAAAGCAGGGCUGGUCAGUCGACUCUCGCACCGACUUCUAUCGACGUGCCACGGCCGUAGAAGUGGCCGGCUGCAGGUGGUCCACAGUGAAAACAAUGAUUGUGGAGUCUCAAGCCACGCGCUUGGUGAAGGAGCAGGAGAACCGUGUGACCGCGAAGUCUCUUCCCCUCUCGGUCUGGAUCAAGAAAGGUUAUGAUGAAGAAGCGGUGAGGAAGUAUCCAGCGGAGGAGGAUGAAAAUUUGGGCACCCUGUACGCAGUACCUGUGAAGUCGGUAACAAUGAAGGAAGCACGGCAGCUCAUCGAAGAAGAAUUGCAGAGAAAGGAGAAGGAAGUGCUGCAGAAGAAUGCGAAGAAAGUCAAACGUCAAGACGAUGACGUCGAUGGACGCGAAGAGGAGGAGUGGGAUGUGGUUCCACACAGACCCGCUGCGAGCGGAGGGCAGCCGAAAGGUGAUUUGGGAGAGCAAUAG
Molecule: messenger RNA, 702 nt
Organism: Cladocopium goreaui
Lineage: Eukaryota; Dinophyceae; Suessiales; Symbiodiniaceae
Source: the annotation of a GenBank genome assembly